CAAUCAGAGAAGAUGCAACCCCCACUAAUUGAGCCUGGCAUCUAUUCUUCCUCUCCGCGUUGGUCUUUCUCGCCCCUUCUCAACCAGCGGCUCCGCUCCAUCCAUCCAUCCACGCUGCCGCUCCUUCUUCUCCACCUUCCCAACCCCCCCUGCGGCUGCGGCUGCUGCUGCUGCACCUACGUCUGCUGCUGCUUCGUUGCUUCACCUGUCUGCUGAAUAAGGAGUAUAUAAUUUCACGGGCUUUGGAUCUUGGGUGCAUCUAGAUUUCACUGGCUUUGGAUAUCAAGGUGGAUCUAAAACAGGCCUCCAAGAGGCUGAUGUAAUGACCGCAAUGGAAACUAUUUCAGUUACUCCGAACUUGCCUUUCAGUUACUCACUCUUGCAGCUCAGGUGGAUCUAAAUCAGGCCUCCACCGACGGCGCCUCCGCUGCACGUAGCAUGCUUCUGCUCCUGGAGUAAUGGCCGCAAUGGAAGCUUUUUCAGUCACUCCAAGCUUCCCUUUCAGUUAAUCACUCUUCCAGCUCAGGUGCACCGCAAGUAUAAAUAGAGAGCCAAGAUAAAACAAACUUGCCCAGCCACUGAUGGCUGCAAUAAUGGUGAGCGCUUCAACUGGGGUGAUGAACUCUCUCCUGCGUAAGCUGGCCACCUUGAUGGGGGACGAGUUCGCCAAGCUAACGAACUUGAGGAAGGAGGUUAAGCACAUCAUUGAUGAGCUGGGCAGUAUGAAGGGUGCUCUGGAGAGCCUUGCAGAUGUGGAUGAGCUAGAUAUACAGACGACGAGGUGGAGAGACGAGGUCAGGGAGAUGUCUUAUGACAUCGAGGAUAUUAUCGAUGACUUCAUGUGCAAAAUUGGGGAGAAGAAGAAAAAAUCUGGGUUUGUCCACGACACUAUUCAACGCCACAAAACUUCAAGGGCCCGCCAUCAGAUUGCUGGUCAGAUUGAGGACAUAAAAAAACUUGUGCGUGAAACAAGUGAACGGCGUAAAAGAUAUAAGCUCGAUGCCCCCAAAUCACAUAGUGUGGCAAUUGACCAACGAGUUGUCGCACUCUAUGAAAAUGCAGCUAAACUUGUUGGUAUGGAGGGCCCAACCAAAGAGAUUAUCAGUUGCCUAAACGAUGAGGAGAAGGAUAAAAAGCUGAAGGUUGUAUCAAUUGUUGGUUUCGGAGGUUUAGGUAAAACAACACUCGCCAAUGAGGUAUACCAUAAGCUGAAGGGGCGAUUUCACUGUGGUGCAUUUGUGCCGGUGUCUCAGAAGCCAAAUAUUCCAAAACUUCUGCAUAGUUUAUUAACCCAACAUGGGCGUGGCCAAUCAUUUCAUGAUUGUGAGUUAAAUGUUCUUCUCGACCAACUCAGAGAAAAUCUAAAAAAAAGAGGUACUUGGUUGUCAUUGAUGAUCUAUGGGAUGCAUCAGCAUGGAAUAUUAUUAAAUGUGCUUUCCCAGAAAAUGAACUUCAUAGUAGAUUAAUAGUAACUACAAGAAUCAAGAAUGUAGCUGCGGCAUGUUGUUUGGGUCACCACAAGCAUAUUCUGGAAAUGAAACCACUUAGUGAAGAAGACUCAAGGAAAUUGUUUUUUGAUAGGAUAUUUUGCUCUGAAGAAGCUUGUCCAAGUCAACUCAGAGAUGUUUCAGUGGAGAUUCUCAAGAAAUGUGGUGGUCUGCCACUUGCAAUCAUUAGCAUAUCCAGCCUAUUACCAAGUGGAACUUUUAACCAAAAGGAGAGGUGGAAACAUGUACAGAAUUCUUUGGGGUCAUUGUCGGGCACAAAUCUCACCUUAGAAGCAAUGAGAUAGAUCUUGAACCUUAGCUACAAAAAUCUUCCUCACCACCUCAGGACAUGCUUCUUAUAUCUUGGUAUGUUUCUAGAAGACUCUGAAAUAUAUAGGGAUGAGUUGGUAAGGCUAUGGGUCUCUGAAGGUUUUGUUAGUAAAGCACGUGGACAAAGCCCAGAACAAACUGCGAUAAGUUAUUUCAAUGAGCUUGUCAACAGGAGCCUUAUUCAACCUGUACAAAUUGACACGGAUGGGUCGGUGAGAACUUGCAAAGUACAUGAUAUGUUGUUGCAUCUUAUAUUGUACAAGUCCGCAGAAGAGAAUUUUAUCACUGUAGUAGACAGCCCGGAUGCCAUUACAGGACAGCUUCAAAAGCCCCGCCGGGUGCUCUUCAAUUUGGAUGGUGCAACAUUGCCAUGGGAUGGUAGUAUGUCACAAGUGCGAUCAUUUGCAAUGUGGAGAAGCUGCAAGAGUAUACCUUCUUUGGUAGAGUUCAAGUAUCUUCGAGUUUUUAUUGCUGACUUUAGUUCUAUUUCUACUGAUGACAACCAGAAAAUCAACCUGACAGGAUUGUGUAAAUUAUAUCAGCUGCGACAUAUACAGAUUCGUGGCUGUGAUACAUGCCAGCUACCAACGAAGAUUAGAGGGCUACAAAACUUGGAAACAUUUGAUAUAGAUGGGUCAUGUCUCCCAAUGGAUAUUUUUCACCUGCCACGCUUGUUGGAUCUCCAUGUUCCCCGUUGAAAGGCUACCUAUGGGCGUUGGUAAAAUGACAUCUCUACAACAUCUGUGGCAUUUUGACAUGCUGUACAACUCGCUCGACAAUAUCAAGGGCCUAGGAGAGCUUACCAAUCUGAGUACUCUAUCUCUCAGGACCGGUUUUGUGGAAGAUGCGCACAUGGAUGUUCUAAACACUUCUUUGGAAAAACUUUGUAGCCUUGAGUGGCUGCACAUAAUUUCACCUGAUUAUUGGAUACCUGAGGCACUAACCUUGUCACCUCCUCCCCCCAACCUUAUGACACUCCACAUGAUACGAAGGUUCCGGGUCCCUAAUUGGAUUGGGGAACUCCAUAACCUCCAGAUGUUGUGUCUCACUGUUGACAAGCUGGACAAGGAUGAUGUUGUUAUUCUUGCGGAGUUACCUGCCCUCAUUGACCUACGUUUAAUGCUUGAUAGAGCACUGGAAGAAAAUAUUGCCAUAUAUGGGACAGCAUUCGCAAUUCUAAAGCGGUUUGAAGUCACCUGGAAUAUCAUGCCACACCUGACCUUCCAAGCCGGGGCAAUGCCUAAGCUCCAAAGCCUCUCCCUACAGUUCAAUGCCAGGGGGUGGAAGCAGGACGACAACGCUGCACCCACAGGUAUCGAGCACUUGUUAGCACUCGAAAAAAUCUAUGUGGGAAUCGGCUGCCGGAGUGCUACUAAAUGGGAAAAGAGCAGCGCAGAGUCUGACAUUAGGAGAGCUAUCAACAUGCAUCCCUGGCCAUGCUCACGUUACAGUAGAAUGUCAUGAAGAUGGAGUGUUUCAGAUUUUUUGAAUGACUAGGUAAUUGCCCGUGCGUUGCAACGGGAGAACAACAAUCAUGUAUGCAUGAGUGUACAUUUAAGUCAUCCUUUCAAAAUAAAUCAACCAAGCGCUCUUUACCCCCUUA
Molecule: messenger RNA, 3420 nt
Organism: Triticum aestivum (bread wheat)
Lineage: Eukaryota; Viridiplantae; Streptophyta; Magnoliopsida; Poales; Poaceae
Product: disease resistance protein PIK6-NP
Exons: 6
Coding region: 582-1466 (294 amino acids)
Molecular function (GO): ADP binding
Source: RefSeq, a predicted model, not a curated record